UAUGUGUGAGAGAGACAGAGUCGGAGUUUGCAAUAGAGAUCGCAUUCAUAACUAUCAAUGGACGUCUAUGGCUUAUCUUCACAAGACUUACUUAGAGUCGAUGACCUUCUUGACUUCUCCAACGAAGACAUCUUCUCCGCCUCUUCUUCCACUUCCACCGCGGCUCCGUCCUCCUCCUCUUUCCCUCCUCAGAACCCUAACUACCACCAUCAUCUCCCUUCCUCCGCCGAUCAUUCUUUCCUCCACGACAUCUGCGUUCCCAGUGAUGACGCAGCUCACCUGGAGUGGCUCUCACAAUUCGUCGACGACUCCUUUGCUGAUUUUCCGGCGAACCCACUAGGAGGAACUAUGACGUCCGUGAAAACUGAAACCUCGUUUACGGGGAAACCAACAAGCAAAAGAUCAAAACCUCCAGCUGCUUUGGUCGGAACAUGGGCACCGAUGUCGGAACCCGACCAGAAUAUUCAUGUCACCGGGAGGUCCAAGCCUAAGAAAGAACACUCCAACGGAGGAGGAAGACAUCAAUCUUCGUCAGCGGAGACCGCGGAAGGAGCAGGGUUGAGGAGAUGCACUCACUGUGCAUCGGAUAAGACGCCACAGUGGAGGACAGGACCACUCGGGCCUAAGACGCUGUGUAACGCAUGUGGAGUCCGGUUUAAAUCCGGUAGACUUGUACCGGAAUACAGACCGGCUUCGAGUCCGACUUUUGUUUUGACUCAGCAUUCAAACUCUCACCGGAAAGUGAUGGAGCUGAGAAGACAGAAGGAGGUUAUGAGACAACCACACCAAGUCCAACUUCACCACCACCACCACCAUCCGUCGUUUUAGUCAGACGUCACCUUUUUGUUUUUUUUUGUUCUUCUUGGAGGGUUGGGUGGUCACGUGAUGUGUCGCGAGUCUACUGGUGUUGAUCACGUGACCGACGACGAUGGGAGCCUAAAGUUAAUUAGUGUUAAACACGAACUCUGCUAAUAAAUUCAACCUUGUUAAUUGUUAUUAUUAAAAAUUAUAAACACUUUGGUU
Brassica oleracea var. oleracea is the source of this 1023-nucleotide messenger RNA. Its product is annotated as GATA transcription factor 2-like. The record is from RefSeq and is a predicted model, not a curated record. Gene Ontology annotation, cellular component: nucleus. The coding region runs from base 58 to 828 and encodes 256 amino acids. The transcript is spliced from 2 exons. Gene Ontology annotation, biological process: positive regulation of DNA-templated transcription. Gene Ontology annotation, molecular function: zinc ion binding; sequence-specific DNA binding. NCBI's taxonomy places the organism in Eukaryota, Viridiplantae, Streptophyta, Magnoliopsida, Brassicales, Brassicaceae.